AUGGCGUCCAAAAAAGCUGUCUGUUGUCUUCCAGAUCAUACAUCGUUUAAAAGGGGAAAUAUCUCACAGAAAACGAUACGUAAGAAAKCCAAAUCAAAGGGGCACCUUGCGCACCGUUCCUCUGGAGUUCCGCCAUUUUCUGCAUGGGUUGAACCAGUUGCAUCAACCGAAACUUGUGCGAUUCAGGACGCGCUCUCCGAGGAGGUGAAGAUGAAAAAAGUUGUAAAUGACAAGGCUGAACGCUUGAAAGACUUCCAAUCUCAAGUCCAGAGUAGAGUUAGAAUCCUAGAGAGGAUGAAGCGACAAGAACAACUUGGGAAAAGCGCUGAAGCUGUAGAAAUAGUUCGAAACAUUGUUCAUCAGAGUUCUUUUCCUCGCGUCGUUCCUUCGAGGAAAACAUCAGAUUUAUCAAAACAAGACACUUGUAGCUUUCGACACGGCAAGGAUCAACCUAUAAUGAGACCAAUAACUCGUGGUAUUCUUGCACAUAGUCACGAAGCAGUAGACAAAGCUAGUCAACUACUGGAAGAGCAUGCAAAAGAAAUUCGUCAAUCCAACAAAUAUGCUAGGUCUGCACUAAAAUCGAGAGCCCUUGGUGAAGAAGGGAACGAAAAUCGUGAUGAUGACCUUCCAGGAGGACGAUGGAAUCCGUGUUAUCAAUCUGAAAAUGCUAGAACCUCAUUUCAUUCAGAAAAUGAGAAAGAAGAUGUCUCAGCAAGUCAUCAAAUGGAAAUGGAAAAAGUGGAUGAAGGGGAUUACUGGAUGGGACCUCAUGAAAUAAAAGAAAUGAGUUUAACUGAACCAGAAACGAGUGAGACUUGUGGAACUGAGCAGGCAGGWAUCCCACAAUGGCUGGCAAAAGAAAACCAAAGUAAAGUUACUAUUUUUGAUCCUAACAUGAUUAGUGGAAAYAAACACUCCAAGAAAGUUACUUUUGCAGACCAUAAUGUUGAAYAYGRGAARAAAAGAACUGAAGGAAACAGAGUAAACAUCCAAGGCAGUGGUAAAUACCUCCAUAAAAAAGCAAUAGAGGAUCUCCUAAAGCCUGGAAAGGUGGCAGAGGAUUUUAGACAGCAGCAAAGAAGCCAAAUGGCUUUAUACAGAAAACUUUUCAUGGAUAUUGAACGGGAACAAGUAAGAGAAAACAUCAGGAUGAAAGAGCACAGAAAACGAAUGGCAGAGAUAAAAGUUGAGAAGGAAAUAUGUCGUCUAGAAAUUGAACACAAGCAUAAACAAAUAUUGGAAUUAGAGGAGCAACAUGCUCAAGACCUCAAACAAGAACAACAACAAAGAGAAGMAGAAGAAAGCAAAGAACAUAACAAGAUUUUAGAACAAAGACUUGCAAGAUUGCAAAAGAGCAAGGAGUCUGAACGGUUUGUUGAGGCAAUGAAAGCCGUUUUGAAAGAGAAAAUUAAGUUAAAGGGAAUCAGGAUUCAGGCAUUGUGUGCUUGUGGRCCAUCACUGUGGGACACUAAUCCUGAAACGUGUGCAAAUAAUUGCAUCUACUAUAAAAACCCAAAGGAGUAUGCRAAAGCACUGUCUUCUCUUUUGAGUUCUUUAGAUUAAUAAACAGAUUAGAGAAAUGUUCCAUCCAAAACACUUGUGAUCAUGUGUUAUUCCAGUAUUUAGAAAGUACAUAUUACAUACAUGAUCAAAUACUUUCUCCUUUGUUUUUGCUACCAAUACACCAUCAAUAAGAACAAAGGUUAUGUGAUUUUUUUGAAAUUUAUUAAUUGUGUGGAGGUGAUUACAUGUAAUACAAAGUACAUGUACAAGUUGAUGUCUAAAUACUGCACCAUUGUACAAAAA
Exaiptasia diaphana is the source of this 1809-nucleotide messenger RNA. RefSeq lists its product as uncharacterized. The record is from RefSeq and is a predicted model, not a curated record. The transcript has a single exon. Bases 1 to 1566 code for a protein of 521 amino acids. NCBI's taxonomy places the organism in Eukaryota, Metazoa, Cnidaria, Anthozoa, Actiniaria, Aiptasiidae. Gene Ontology annotation, cellular component: centrosome.